Bombyx mandarina (wild silkworm) is the source of this 5313-nucleotide messenger RNA. Its product is annotated as adenylate cyclase type 10. The record is from RefSeq and is a predicted model, not a curated record. Gene Ontology annotation, cellular component: cytoplasm. Gene Ontology annotation, molecular function: adenylate cyclase activity. Lineage: Eukaryota; Metazoa; Arthropoda; Insecta; Lepidoptera; Bombycidae. Gene Ontology annotation, biological process: intracellular signal transduction; cyclic nucleotide biosynthetic process.
AUGUUUUCAUUUUUCAUUAGGAUAAAAGACACCACUAGUACAAUAACAGAAACCACCCGUAUUAGUAUAAUAGCGUCAAUGGUACCUGACGAGGUUAUUUACGAACUUCACGAGCCUUCCGUCAGAAUUUAUGAGGCGGCUCUUAUGUUUAUUGAUAUUUCUGGUUUCACCGAUCUGUGUGAAAAUUAUACAAAUGAAAAUCGAGGUGGUCCUUCUAAGCUUACGCAAGUUCUCAAUUCAUAUAUCGGAGCUAUGGUCCAAGAGAUUUUAACUCAUAACGGUGACGUACUAAAGUUUUCUGGAGAUGCAUUUCUGUCUAUGUGGAAGAAAACAUCAAGAUUAACCAUGCAAGAUGUCGUUCACAACGCUAUCGAUUGCGGUCUUAUUAUACAAAAGAAUUACGGAACUUAUUUAACGGAUGUUGGAGUGGUUCUCAAAGUAAAAGUGGCCAUAUCAGCUGGAGUUACAUACUUUUCGAUCAUCGAAAGCAACUGCACAGAUCAAAGUCAUUAUGUGAUUGUCGGUCAACCGGUUUGGGAUGUUAAGGCAGCCGAGUACAUGAGCUCAGCCGGAGACGUGCUCACAUCAGCCAGCGCCUGGAUGUAUGUGAACGAAGCCGAAUAUUGCACUCAGCCUUGUGGAGACGGAAGGCACACUAAGGUAUUAGGAGUAGGGGCUUCUUGGAAAAGAGUAGAAAAAUUACGCAACACAUUGGUACAAGAUUCAACUUUACCUAAUGUUUCGAAUCAUGUUGGUGUUGAAUCAGAAUGUAUAUCGAACGAUUACAGGGAAUAUUCACGUAAGCCUUACGCUAUCACACUGAUCAUGAUUACCUUAAUUAUAGGGUUCGUUCAUUCAAAUUAUUCUAUGACCUUAUUAGUUCGACCAGCAGUAGUAGCAGCCAUGCGGAGUACGUGGUGGCCGUCUCUGCGUCGCUUUAUGCUUGGUCCUGUACUCCGAGCGGUGGACAACGACGAGCCCAUGGACUUCUUGACUGAAGUUCGUCGGGUCGUCGUCGUAUUUCUGAACAUAAUCACGAACAGCGUUUCCGAGAAUGUUUUGAUUGAUAUUGUAAAUGAGGCAUAUAAGCGUGUUUCUUGUGCGGCAUCGGAUUCCGGUGGCUUAGUGAACAAAGUUUCAAUGUUCGAUAAAGACAUGAUGUUCCUGGUCGUAUUUGGACUCAGAGGUCUGAAGCAAGAAAACGAAGCUCAAAAGGCUCUAGCGUGCGCUGAUCAGUUGAAACAGACUUUGAAUGAACCCAAUAUUAAUGUUGUCUCAAUCAGCGUUACUUCUGGAACAACAUAUUGCGGAGUCGUCGGUCAUGUUCUACGGCGUGAAUAUACUGUGAUAGGUCCAACUGUGAAUAAGGCGGCCCGUCUGAUGAUGGCAUAUCCAAACGUUAUUUCGUGCGACAAGGAAACGUUUCUGAAAAGUAAAUUAAAUCAAGAAUACUUUAGGGUUUUGGAGAUAAAGCCCCUGAAAGGCAUAGCUAAGCCUGGACCGGUGUACGAGUUCAGCAUGACAGGUUGGUCGCAACGGAGUGUAGCCUCCAAGCAUCCUAUACUGGGCCGGACCGAAGAGCUAAGUCAGUACGAAAUGUACUUGCAUAACGCGAUACUACAGCAUCAACAGGAUUUCACACGUUAUCGAGACAAUAAAUUCGCCAUUGCUUUUAUUGGUCCGAAUUCGAUAGGCAAGACUCGAUUGCUGGAGGAAUGUCUUGUAAAUACGCCGAAGUUUAUUAAAUACGAAAAGUUCGUACUGGAUCACUACGAUAAGGUGUCUUUCAAAGGCUUUCACUAUAUUCUUUCAAAAGUCUUCACUGGAUCAAAGUCUUUUCGAGAAAACUCUGAAAAUAGAGUUAGAUUCAGUAUUGAUCUGAGUUACGCUACACCGAUUCAAAUACACGCAGUUAACAUUGUUUUCGAUUGUCGUUUUCCAUUACCGGAAAAUUUUCAACACGAAGAAGAUUUGUUGGACGAUUUGAGCGUCAAGCAGGUGAUACGUAAUGUAUGGAAACGGCAAUUCAAAAAUUUAUGGGUGGCCGCUAUUGAUAACGCACAUUACUUGGACGACGAGUCCUGGAGAGUUUUACUGAUAAUUUUAGAUACGAAGACCGUUUUUAUGCUCUUUUCUUCUCUUUCAUCCCUUACUUUAGCGACGGUCAAAAAUUGUCUAGAAAACAGCAUGAUAGUUAAUAUCCGACUGUCGGGCAUAGACAGGUGGUUCCAUGCAGCCCUGGCAUGCCAAUUGCUAGACGUUCAAGCGAUACCGGCUGAUCUAGAGAAAGUUAUAGAAACGGCCAGUGCUGGGAUGCCGGGUUGGAUACAAAACUUCGUGAUCUCACUGGUUCAACGAGGAGCCUUGUCAAUAGUAACGGUGACUCGUGAAGAAGCAAUAGAUUUAGGUGCUGUGGUUCCAUCAUCGACCCUUCUGCGUCGGACUGAUGUUCAUAUAGGAGCUCAGUAUGACGAUGCUUUAUCGAAGAGGCUUAGUUACCAAAGUAUCUACAGUAUAUUAAGCAUUAGUGCCUUUAGUAAACAAGGAAGCACGUUCACGAUCCAAGAAAUGGAUACUAUACAAAUGGCUGUGCUAGCGGAGUCUUUUAAUUUUGAUGACAUUACAAUGGACAUGAGUAUGGAUGCUGUAAUCCUGAAAACUUACGAUUCUCUUAAUCCAUACGAAAAAAUGUUGCUCAAAUGUGCAUCGGUACUUGGAGACGUGUUUUCAAGACGAAUGCUUAUGCACUUACUACAGAACGAUUCUCCGAGAACUGUUGCUCUAGCUGUGGCAAAACUUUUCGUCAUCAAAGUGUUAGAAUGUGAAGGGGGAGAUUUUACUCGAGAUCUAUCCAUGGUGCUAGUCCAUCCCGCUCCGACUUUACCGUCCAUGGCCCCUUCUGCACCAUACUGUAAGUGCCUUGGAACAAGACAACCAGCUUGCUGCGAAGAUCUCCCAAAUUAUGCUUUCUGCGGGUACAUGAAAUUCAGGCAUCCCUUAUUUCGGUCUACAACAUACGAUCUUCUGACUGAGAAUCAAAAGCACGAUAUGCACGCUAGAGCAUUACUGUAUUUGGAACGUUUCACACGUCGCUGUUUACCAUGUGGCGGUGGAUGCUUCUCGAAGUUCGUUGGUUUGCGCUGUGAUGAUGGCUUAGUACAAGAAAGCGAGGCAGUAAAACGAACCCGGCAUCAAAUUCGUGCGUUGAAGACUGAAACAGUUGUUCCAGGUGACCAAGAUCAGCUAUCUGUAUUCGCUCAUGAAGAAUCGUCCGAUUUUGCUGUAGGUAUAAAAGCGUAUUUGAGUAAUAUCUAUGUAAUUUCUUUAAUCUACUUAAUUUACAGUUUUCAUAAUCUACAGUGUAAAAGAGAAACGUUCCCGAAAAAGAGCGAUUUUUAUUAUAAGGGUAAAAGUAAGUGUUUUAGGGGAUUUGUAGUUUGUAUGAUUUUANAGCUAUCUGUAUUCGCUCAUGAAGAAUCGUCCGAUUUUGCUAUCCAUAUCAUACCGGAAUGUUCUAGCUUGGAACUAUUGAAAAAAGAACGCUCAUCUUCGAGGUUUUUAGAAAUGAAGAGAUUAAAGAGAUUGAGGAAUAAACAAAUGAAGAAGGGAGUCCGUUCGUUCUCGUCGGUCGAAACAAACAACUGUGAAUGUUUGACUAUUCUGAUGACCGUUUACUCUCAGAUUAUUGAUCAUUGUAGAGGAGCUGGCGAGUUCAAUAAACUAUACGAAGCUUACAUUGAAUACGUUGACAUAAACCUCAUUAGCUUAAACGUACCGCAGGCUAUCAGACUUUUGAUCGAAGUUGAGAAUUUUGCUCAGAGCGAAGACCUUUUUCCGGAAAACGUUCAUAGGAAAUGGAUAAAGAGAUUUCAGUUAGCGAAGAUUUGUUCAAUGCGAGGUGUCUGUAUGUUGGAGUCCGGUGACCUUGCCGAAGCGAAGAAACAGCUGUUGCACGCCAUGGAGCUUUAUUACUAUCCAUUACCGACUUCUAAGCACUGGGUCAAAUUACGCAGCUUUGGAGCCUCCCUUCAACAAUUAAUGGCUGUAUAUUUACCGAAGAUAUACCCAAAACGGAUAUCUGGAAUAAUCGGUUAUUAUUACGAAGAUAUCGCCUUCACGUUAAAUAUACUAUACCAAUUAUUUUCUGAAUGCAAAGAAACCGAGAAUGCAAAAUUGGAGGCUAAACGCGCUUUGAAUUACGCUUUAAAAACGAAUGCAAAUUUUCGUCUGUUGUGUAUCUGUUACGGGAACAUGAUCAGUGUUAAUCGAGAGGAACGCAAUUUCCGAAGAUGUUUAAAAUUAAAAGAACGAGCAAUGGAGCUGUGUCAUCGUAAACGAGGUCAGUUGGACGUAACGGAAGUGCAAUCCGUCUGCUACCUCUAUACUUGCAUGUUUCUAUUCUAUGUGGAGUAUGGAAAAAAAAUGGAGGGUCUUGAGUUGGGACUCUCAGUGAUACCGAUGCUGUCGGAUUUAACUGAUCUGAACACACGACAAAUGCUUUUGCUUUGGUUAUUGAAGCUGCUGUUGGCCGACUUGCGUAUUAACGAAAUGGUCAACAUUAUAAGAGAGUUUUUCUACAUGACCGAUCACUAUGAUUUGAGUUCUGAAACCUGGUAUUAUUUUUAUGCCAUAGUGAUACUGCUAGACACGGGCUAUUGCGUGGAAUCUUAUGGAUCCUGCGAGAAAUUCUAUAUAACGAAAGGUGACGCUAUAUUGAGGUCGAAAACUCCAGAAGCGGCUUGGAAUUUCUUUGUUGCGAUGUGGCUAAUAACAGUUAGAAUAGGCUCAUGGGAACAAUCAAUUAUAUGGGAAGAAAAAAUACGAAAAAUAUUAUCGAUGAAAUAUAAGGAGCACGAGUUCAAUAUAAUGAUGCUAAUUCGAUUGGUCGAAGGACUGCUGAUCACUUUAGUGAAGGAGACGGACCAGAGAAACCUUAAUAAAAUUUUAUUGCUAAAAAAAUCGAUAAAAUCAAUGUUUAGAGACAUGAACAAGGCAUGUUGCCGAGCUCCUAUGUACCGGCCGAGGUAUUACCUUUUAUAUGCAUACUUUUUGUAUAUAAAAAAAAGAAAAUUACAAGCAUUUAAUCUCUUGAAAAGAGCACACGAAAGUGCUAAACAGUGCAAACAUAUUUCAUUACUCAUUUGGAUCGAACACACUCGAAGUCAUUGGAGGGGUACUUUGACACAAGCAUGUGUGGAUCAUUGGAUUUAUCAUCUUGAACCAGACAAUUUGUUGGAUUAUACCGAUUUUGAUCCUGAAAAAAUUGAUAUAGUGCCUUUCACAUUACCGUUACCUAAUGAUAUUGAAAAAUAA